Molecule: messenger RNA, 358 nt
Organism: Trematosphaeria pertusa
Lineage: Eukaryota; Fungi; Ascomycota; Dothideomycetes; Pleosporales; Trematosphaeriaceae
Exons: 2
Coding region: 98-316 (72 amino acids)
Source: RefSeq, a predicted model, not a curated record
CUUUCAAGCGAACGCACAUGUGCCAAGUCGCCUCAAACGGUACUUCUUCAUUUACUCCCGCUGGCCGUCUGAACCAUGACGCUGGCCGCGUUUGACUAUGCUGGCCCACUCAAACGCCGCGCUGAAGCCAAGGGUAUACCCUCAAGAACGCCGAGCAGGAAAAUGGCCGAGAUUCCCACCAAGCACGUCCACUAGGGACAUGCGCCGCAAGCAGGUAUCGGUACAUGAAAGCCCGCUCAGCUCCAGGCGAACUGUGGACGACGUCGGCGGUGCGCAAUCGAGAUUCCGGGACUCCCUUGGUUGUCAUCGGAGUUAAGGUUCCCCCGGACUCAAAAUAACGACUUGCUGUACUCGUUGC